AUGAAAGCUCCAAGAUUAGGAAGUGAAGAGGUUUUAUGUUCGGAUAGGAUUAGUCACUUACCUAACGAUUUGCUUUUCCGAAUACUUUCGUUUAUUCCGGCAAGACAUGCCAUCUCCACGAGCUUAUUGUCUAAACGAUGGAAGUUUGUGUGGAAGAUGAUGCCAACAUUUGAUCUUCAUGAAAACUAUAUUCCCGAAAUUGACUCCCUUCGAAUUGAAAUUUUUUGGGGCAUGUACUUGCAAUCACUUGAAGCUCCGGUUCUUACGAGUUUGAAUCUCACAGUUAGGAGUUCUAGCAGAAAUAUUAUAGAUCGUCUGUUAUCAAAAAUUCAGUCCACUAUUCUGGAGAUCACAAUCACUUCUAUUUUUCCAAUGUUCAUUUCUAUCAGAUUCUCAUGGUAUCUUAAUUUCUGCCAAACACUUGUCGUGAUGAAACUCCAAUACAUUGAAGUUGACAUUGAAGUUGUGGAUGUUUUAACCCCGGUUUGUUUCCGGGCCUUGAAAUGUUUGCAUCUCACCGACGUGAUAUACUCACGCAAAGAAUAUUUUCCCACUCUUUUAUCAGCUUGUCCUGUUCUUGAAGAUCUAUAUCUCUUAAUCGAAACAAACCGCUGUAACCGUCUUGACUCGUUUACCAUAUCUGUCCCUUCCUUACAGAGAUUGACUAUAUGUGAAGAGACAUUCUCCCGCACCAUGUAUGCGAUAAAUACUCCUUCUUUGAACUACUUAAAAGUUGCGGGUGGUUUUCUCUCUAGCUCUAAGUUUGUUGAGGAUAUGCCCAUGUUAGCUGAGUCACAUGUUGAUAAUGAUUAUGAAAAUAAGAAUAAGAACAUCCUGAGAUUUCUUACCUCUGUUGAACGUCUUUCAAUACACUUUUUCUCUUCAAUGGUUCUGGAUCUUACCGACAGUAUCUUCCACCGCCUUCUUCAUCUCGAGCUGUAUUUGGACAACGGACUUCAUGGGAAUCUAAUUCUGAGUUUGCUCAAACAUUCUCCUAAUCUAAAAGCUCUCAAAGUCAACAACAAGAAACCUUCAAAAUCUCUCAAUGAUCAACAGACACCUGUUAGUAAACCGGAUACUGUUCCUGAGUGCUUGACCUUCCAUCUUGAAACUCUUGAGUGGCGAGGAUAUGUAGGAAGAUCGGAAGAUAAAGAAAUAGCUGAAUACAUUUUGGAAAACGCUCGUUGUCUAAACAUGGCUAUGAUCUCUCGGUUUUUCCCCUCUGAUCACUAUCGCCAUCGUAACGGCCUGAAGAAGGACCGGAGGAUCGUGAAGGAGUUAAAAUAUAUAUAUAAGGCGUCACCUUCAUGUCAACUUGUAAUUCAGCGCCAGCAUAAUCCGUAG
This is a messenger RNA of Camelina sativa (false flax), 1344 nucleotides long. Its product is annotated as putative FBD-associated F-box protein At5g56820. Gene Ontology annotation, molecular function: protein binding. Lineage: Eukaryota; Viridiplantae; Streptophyta; Magnoliopsida; Brassicales; Brassicaceae. The record is from RefSeq and is a predicted model, not a curated record.